GCGCUCGGAUCCAGCCCGGCGCCCUUCUUCGCGCCUAACCCCCGCACCGGGCAGCAGGUCUGUCGCCUACCGUAGCCAGCGUCGCCGCAGCAGCCGAGCUCGCCCUCUCCCUGCCGGGCCCGGAGCGGAGCAGAGAUUGCGGACCUGCCGCACCGCAGGACGCAGCACGGCACAUCAUUCCGCCAAGAGCCGCAGUGAGCAGUCGCCGUCGCACAGCCACCAGCAGAGCGCAGGGUAGCCCCAGCAGCCCGCAGCCAUGGCAGACACAAUCGAGAGGAAGGAGUAUGAUCUGGCACCGCUGAAGAAUGCAAAGCUUCCCAUUAUAUGGGUCCUUGGGGGCCCCGGCUCUGGCAAGGGCACGCAGUGCGACCGCAUCGUGCAGAAGUACGGCUUCACCCACCUCUCGACGGGGGACCUCCUGCGCGACGAAGUCAAGUCCGGCUCCAAGCGCGGACGACAGCUCACCGCCAUCAUGGAGCGCGGAGAGCUCGUGCCCCUGGAAGUGGUGCUAGACCUUCUGAAAGAAGCGAUGCUUCAGAAGGUGGGCACCUCAAAGGGAUUCCUGAUCGACGGCUACCCCCGUGAGCUGUCGCAGGGCAAGACGUUUGAGGAACAGAUCAGCCCGUGCACGCUGGUCCUGAACUUCGACGCGAGCCCCGAGACGAUGACGAAGCGGCUGCUGCACCGCGCCCAGACGUCGGGCCGCGUCGACGACAACGAGGAGACCAUCAAGAAGCGCCUGCAGACGUUCCUCACCCACAGCAAGCCCGUCGUCGAACACUACGCCGACAAGUGCCGGACGAUCAGCGCUGAAAAUGACCCGGACGUGAUCUUCAACGAGGUGCAGCAGUGCUUGGACAAGGUGGUGGCCAGUGCGUAAAUCGUCGCUCUCCACGGAAGUUCUCACUGUUUCGUCUUUACACAGCAACAUCGUCACUAACAUCCAGCAACAACUUAGAAACUUACAUUGCCUUCGUUGUGUCGAAGACGGAUCCUAUAUCCUUUCACGCAGAAAAAAUGUCCAUUGCUGAUCUAUUGCAAGACUUAUAUCGGCACAAAGCUUUCGGUGCAAAUGUAGGACCUUACUGUGUAAGUUGAGGCGUUCUGCUACAUCGAAGACUGUUUGAUUUUCAAAAUUAGUGUAAGCAUGCAUCAGUAUGACUGUAGUUUUGGGUAAAUUUCCCAUGUACCAGCACGCUACAGGAGGAGGAGCUAGGUAAACUCUGCUGCAGUUUCUGCCACGGCAUUGUAAUGCAUGAUGACAGUGAUUAUUAUACGACACCGCCAGUACCAUUAACACGAACUUUGUUGCUUCUCUACAAUCAACCACAUUGACUUGUUACUUCAUCAGCAAUAAAAUCAUUACACAUUUCACUUCCAUUCACAACAUGUUCCUUGCUCUACUGUACAUUCGCCAAUAAAGAAUGAGGGACAUACA
Molecule: messenger RNA, 1438 nt
Organism: Schistocerca americana (American grasshopper)
Lineage: Eukaryota; Metazoa; Arthropoda; Insecta; Orthoptera; Acrididae
Gene: Ak1
Product: adenylate kinase isoenzyme 1
Exons: 7
Coding region: 257-880 (207 amino acids)
Biological process (GO): nucleoside triphosphate biosynthetic process; ATP metabolic process
Cellular component (GO): cytoplasm; cytosol
Molecular function (GO): ATP binding; AMP kinase activity
Source: RefSeq, a predicted model, not a curated record